AUGAAAGGCAUUACUUUUUCGCUUAUAGCCAUAUUGGCCACUACUGCCCAUGCCAAGGUUCUGCCAACAGUCGAUUCAGAAAGUGUCGUUCAGCACCUUCAAAAGCGACAGUUUAAUGGUGUUAAAAACUUUUUUAAAGGUAAACAGUUCGGGAUAAACGGAGCCAAAAAUGGAGGACCUUCAAAUCAAAACAUCCCUCAAAGUAAACAGGGACGAAACACACCUCCCAAACCUAAAAAUAAUCCUAGAUUGUCGAGAAAAAAGUUUACAACUAAAGGAAAAACACCACAACCGCCAAGUAAUAAUGUCCCUAGUUCCGGAGGUUCGACACCAUCUGGAGGUCCGGCACCAUCUCCCCCAAGUAGUGGUGGUUCUGGUAGAUCGUUCAAACAGGAGCUUAAAGACAAAGUUGAUCAGCGACAAAGUAGAAUUGGCGGUAAUGGUGGCGAUACUAAGAGAAAAGCACCACAACCGCCAAGUAAUAAUGUCCCUAAUUCCGGAGGUUCGACACCAUCUGGAGGUUCGACACCACCUCCCCCAAGUAGUGGUGGUUCUGGUAGAUCGUUCAACCAGGAGCUUAAAGACAAAGUUAAACAGCGACAAGGUAGAAUUGGCGGUAAUGGUGGCAAUGCUAAAAAGACUCCACCACCAGUAGCGCCUAAACCUUCACUACCUCCUUUCGCUAAAUCCAAACAGGCAACACCUCCAGGUCCAUCAGGUCCACCUCCAUCAGGUCCACCUUCAAGGCCACCUUCAAGGUCACCUCCAAGGCCAUCAGGUCCACCUCCACCACCUCCAUCAGGUCCACCUUCAAGUCCACCUCCACCAAGUCCAGGUCCACCUCCACCACCUCCAGGUCCACCUCCACCUUCACCAGGCCCUUCUUCACCUUCACCUCCACCGUCAAAUUCCCGAUCGGCACUUUUGAGCGACAUUGAAAAGGGCACCAAAUUACGAAAAGUAGGCCCUCCAUCUCCAAAUCCACCUUCCAAUCCUGGACCUGGUAACGGAAACUCGCUUGUAGAUUCACUUAAUGAUAAAAUCAAGCAUCGGAGGACGAAAAUGAGCGGUGAUGAGCAGCAGGACUGGAGUAGAAAACGCUAA
Molecule: messenger RNA, 1104 nt
Organism: Batrachochytrium dendrobatidis JAM81
Lineage: Eukaryota; Fungi; Chytridiomycota; Chytridiomycetes; Rhizophydiales
Exons: 1
Coding region: 1-1104 (367 amino acids)
Molecular function (GO): actin binding
Source: RefSeq, a predicted model, not a curated record